Molecule: messenger RNA, 2707 nt
Organism: Cuscuta campestris
Lineage: Eukaryota; Viridiplantae; Streptophyta; Magnoliopsida; Solanales; Convolvulaceae
Source: the annotation of a GenBank genome assembly
CAUAGGUUAUAAAUAAAUGUUCUAAAAUUAGAGGGGACAACUACUCACCCCUAAAUGAAGGGAUUGACGAAAUGAUGAAACGAGAUGAACGAACGGUUGACAACGUUGAACAACGAAUGGUUUCUCGUGGACACCUCCUUCUCUUCUUCCUCCUCGUCUACUCACCGGAACCGUCUCCGUGGGCUGCUACUGCUUGGCCGAACAAGAGAAGGGAGAAGGGAGUUGAGUGUCCCUUGUUUGAGACACUCUUGUACCCUAUUUCUGGUCAUAUUGGAGCUUGCUUGGUGGUCUCUGUGACCCAUGAUGAGUUAUCUGGUGUUGGUAUAAAGCUUGAGGAUGAACUAGCUGCUCUUUGGUUGCUAAACACUUUGCCUGAAUCUGGGGAGAUAUUUAGGGUCUCAAUUAUCAAUUCUGCCCCGGAUGGCAAGAAUGAGAAAAAGGAUGAAGGUGCUGACCGUGUUUCUACUGCUGAUCUUGUUGAUGAUUUGAUCUUUGUCACCGAUGCAGAUGUGGUUAAUGCAGUGUUAGAUGACCAGAGCUGGGUUAUUGAUAGUGGUGCUAUGUUGCAUGUGACUCCAAGGAAGAAAUUCUUCACAUCCUUAAAGGCUGGCAGUUUUGGCAAAUUGAAAAUGGGCAAUGAUGCAGUUGUAGAGGUUGUUGGUAUUGGAGAUGUCUGCUUAGUGACUCAGAUGGGUACUAAGUUGCUCCUAAAAGAUGUUAGGUAUGCUCCUGAUGUUCGCUUGAAUCUUAUUUCUGUUCAUAGACUUGAUGAUGAAGGUUAUGAAAACCAUUUUGGUGGUGGAAAAUGGAAGCUUAAAAGGGGAAAUCUGGUAGUGGCUCGUGGCAAAAAGGAGUCCAAGCUGUAUCGAUUGGAAAGUGUGCUCUCUCGUGAUGUGAAUGUUAUAGAAAGUUCAAAAGCAUCACAUUUGUGGCAUCGUAGGCUCAGUCAUAUUAGUGAGAAGGGGUUGAAUCUUUUGGCUAAGAAAGAUGUACUGCCUGGUUUGAAGAAUGCAGAAUUGGAGAAGUGUUAUCACUUCUUGGCAGGAAAACAAAGCAGAAUAUCCUUCAAGAAGCAUCCUUCUUCGAGACGUGCUGAGUUACUUGAGUUGAGGUUUGGAAAGAAUAUUUCCUAUGACCACUUGAGGAUGUUCGGCUGCAAGGCAUUUGUGCAUGUUCUAAAAGAUGAGAGAUUGUAUGAUCCAGUGGAGAAGAAAUUGGUUAGAAGCCGUGAUGUGGUAUUCAUGAAAAACCAAACCAUUGAAGAUAUUGAUAACGCGAGGAGAGCAAAUCCCAUAGAUAGCUAUGAGCUUAUUGAUGUAGAACCGGUUAGAGCUACUCUAGAACCUGAGAUACUGCUUGAAAAUGUUGAUACGGAUGCUGGUCAACCACAUGGAGAUGAGCUACAUGUUCCCAGUGUAAAUGGUGAAAUGCAAUCAGAGGAACCUCAAGAUGAGGUUGUAGAUCCACCUCAAGUCCCCCUUAGAAGAUCUACCAGGGAGAGACAUCCAUCCUCUACAUAUUCUCCAAAUGAAUAUGUGACCUUGACUGAUGGGGGAGAACCGGAGAAUUUUCAAGAACCCAUGGAGUGUGAAGAUAAAGAUGAAUGGGAAGAGGUGCUGAUGAAGAAAGUCGGAGACAAGUUGAUCCCCAAGACCGAAGAUGAAUUUGAUACCGAGGACAUCAAAAAGGAGAUGUGGGAUAAGCUCGAGGUGACGUACGAAGGGACAGACCAAGUACGUGAAGCCAAGAUCGACUUCCUCACCCAAGAGUAUGAGAUGUUUAGGAUGAAGGAGUACGAGAAAAUUGACGACAUGUUCGACCGAUUUUCCAAGAUAGUCAACGAUCUUCAUGCAUUAAAGAAGACUCACACCGACAGGGAUCUUGUGCGAAAGAUCCUACGGAGCUUGACAUCCGAAUGGCGAUCCAAGGCCGAUGCCAUCUAUGAGUCAAUCGGCACAUCAAAUGUCACCAUCGACGGUUUAAGAGGUAAUUUAAAAACUUAUGAAUCUACUAUACUUAACUUGUCUUUGAAUGACCAAAGGAAAGGCAUAGCAUUAAAAGCCUUCAAAGAACCAACGAUGAAUGACUCAAGUGACGAUGAUGAAGUCAAGCUUGUCAUGAAGAAGUUUUGCAAACUUCUAAGGAAGAAAGAAAAGGUUGAGGAUGGCCCUGUGUGCUAUGGAUGUGGUGAAGCCGGGCACAUCAAGAACAAAUGCCCAAGAAGCGGAAGGAAUGCUUGUCACUUCAAAAAGCAAAGAGCAUACAUCUCUUGGGGUGGCGACUCCGGCGAUGAGUCAAGCGAGCAAGAGGAAGACGAAGAAGCAAACCUUUGUCUCAUAGCUCAAGAAAAAGAGGAGUCCGCCAACGACGAAAACCAAGAGGUACGUAUCGAAGUGAGGAACUCAGGGGGAACCAGCGAUGGGUUGUUUAUCCCAUCGCUGGGAAGGAAGUAUUUUCUAACGAGCAGCCCUCUUCCCAUCGAUGGGAACUUCUUCCCAUCGUUGGGUUUUUGACACUUUUUUUAAAAAAUUUUUUUAACGGAUUUCCAGUAGCUGUCUUCCCAUGGAUGGGAGAACCUUACCAUCGCUGGGAAGCCUGUUGCAAUUCAAAAAUCAUAGCCGUUGGGCACCUCAUUCAAUGCCCAACAGCCAUAUUGUUGAACACCAAGGGCCCAAAUUCUCUUUUCCUAUAAAUAUUAACCAUCCUU